ACACACACACACACACACACGCCUCGCUUUCUGCAUGUAAAAUGUGUGUGUGGUUUAAAAGCCAGUGGUUGGCUGGUUUUCCGGACAUGAUGUGGUUGAAGCUGUCACCGUAAUGGAAAUUCAUCGCUGUAGCUAUGUAAAUCGGGUUUUCUGCCCGUGCUGAAUGCAUUAGUCCUCCUGAGAUGUUUGCAGCCGGAGAGCAGGGCUGCCGCAGACUAACUGUGAGCUACUAACACACGGGUGGAAGAUUAGCUUUUCUAAUACUCGGGUUGCAUGUACCGAAAGUCAUCCAUCUUCUGAGUCAACAUUCUCGGCCUGGUAAAGCACCUGAGCAGGGCUCUGAACCAGCGUAGCACCUCUCCUGCUGUGAGAGAUUUGUUACUUCCUUCUGCAAGACUGGCACCAGCAGAAAUGCAGUCUCCGAGGGUCCCGGGGAGGAAGCGAGGCCGGCCCCCUCUUCAUUCGACGCCUGUGAGGAUGGCAGUUCAUAACCUUUAUUCUGCUUCAGCUGGUUCUUUACCCGCAGUGAAGACCCCAAAGAAAAGGGGGCGGAAACCUGGGCACAAGCUCAAGGCCAGGGUUCUCAUGACCCCUGUAGCCCUCUCACCUCCGCGGAGCACCCCGGAGCCCGACCUCAGCUCCUUCCCUCAGGACGCAGCCACCAUUCCCUGCUUGGCAGCCCCGCAGGCCCUCACAGUCCGCCUCUACAUCAACAAGCAGGCUGACGCAGGGCCGUACCUGGAGAGGAGGAGGGUGCGGCAGCUCCCCGAGCACUUCGGGCCCGAGAGGCCGUCGGCCGUCCUGCAGCAGGCCGUGCAGGCGUGCAUCGACUGCGCCCACCAGCAGAAGCUGGUCUUCUCCCUGGUCAAGCAGGGCCACGGGGGGGACAUGGUGUCAGUUUCGGCCUCCUUCGACGGGAAGCAGCACCUGCGGAGUCUGCCCGUGGUGAACAGCGUCGGGUACGUCCUCCGCUUCCUCGCCAAGCUGUGCCGAAGCCUCCUGUGUGACGGCCUCUUCAGCCACCAGCCCUUCGCCAGAGGCUCCAGGGCCUCCGAGGAAGCCCGGGGGAAGCAGGAGGGCAUGGAGGCAGCAAAAACAGUCACCACUGAGGAAUACCUGGUGAGCCCUGUGGGCAUGAGCCGCUACAACAUGGACCCCUCCGCCUCCGCCUUUAGCCACAGGGGCUCUUUGCCCACCUCGUCCGCGCUGUACUGCAAGAGGCAGAACUCUGGAGAUGGACCCCUUGGGGGGUGCCUGGCCACCACUGCUGGUGGUCCCCUCACCAGCUCCCUGUCCUCUGGAGGCCCCUUGGCACCUGGGCUGAGGCCCCCAGGCUCCAGCACCAAGAGAAAUGGGACCUCUCUUGAAGGAAACAGAUGUGCCUUGAGCCCUUCUCCAGACCGGCAGGACGCCAGGCGGCCGAGGAGCAGGAACCCAUCCACCUGGACCGUGGAGGAUGUGGUCUGGUUCGUGAAAGAUGCUGACCCACAGGCGCUGGGGCCGCACGUGGAGCUCUUCAGGAAGCAUGAGAUCGAUGGCAAUGCCCUCCUGCUGCUGAAGAGCGACGUGGUCAUGAAGUACUUGGGCCUGAAGCUGGGACCCGCGCUGAAGCUGUGCUACCACAUCGAGAAGCUGAAGCAGGCCAAGUGCUGAGGGUCUCAAAGCUGGAAGCAAACUCCAGGCGGCAGGUCUCACGGGCAUCUUCCGCCGUCCCCACACCAGCCGCAGUCGCGAGCAGAUUCCCUUCUUAAAACCAGCAGCCCAGCUCCUUGGGCUCUUAGGAAACUCGUGCACCGUCACCUCAAAACUUCCACCCGGCCCUUCAGAAAGGCUCCUCCACAUGAACGAUUUGCCAAAAAAUAAUUAUCAAGAAAAGCCUCUUACUUUUCACAUUCCUGAUAGAUUGGUUGCUGGUGGAGUGGCUCCGCUAUUUUAAAACGAGAGAGGGGAGACGGAAGGCCAUCGCCCAAGGGGAACACCGGCCAGGGGCGUGGGAGGCCGCCGCCCCGCAGGCUGUGCGCAGAGCCCCGCGUGGCGCCGCCUGCCCGGACUCGACCUGGGCCCCGGGCCCCGUGGGCCCCGCUUGAUCGGCUCUGGAAGCCGUCCUCUGAGGGUGAAUGCCCCACCCUGCGCUAUCUGGAAAAACUUGAAUUCUUUUGCUCCCUGAAAGAGAGGAAAACAUUUCUUUUCCCAUCCGAGUUACCCGAAGUGCUGUGUUGUGCCACUAGGGGGCAGACUGCUAGUGAAAUUUCAGGACCGUCCCUCCCGGAACCGGGGAUUCGGGGCUCAGUGGAGGGUUCUGUGCCCAGGAUCCAGCCUGCACGGACACUGGGGAUGCUUCCCACCGUCAGCACCACAGACGGCCGCUCGGGAAGAAACCGCCUUCUGGAGAGUUCUAGUUCUUAGCCAAUCCUCGCUGACUGCGGUGUGCAGACCCCAAAGGCAGGAGCUUGGAGGCACGUUCUUCCAGGUGGGCUCGGGGUCCUUACGAGCGGCUGACGCGCUGGCGGACCGAAGGGUCUUGGG
Molecule: messenger RNA, 2526 nt
Organism: Manis pentadactyla (Chinese pangolin)
Lineage: Eukaryota; Metazoa; Chordata; Mammalia; Pholidota; Manidae
Gene: SCML4
Product: Scm polycomb group protein like 4
Exons: 8
Coding region: 412-1653 (413 amino acids)
Molecular function (GO): protein binding
Source: RefSeq, a predicted model, not a curated record